Molecule: messenger RNA, 3140 nt
Organism: Oryza brachyantha (malo sina)
Lineage: Eukaryota; Viridiplantae; Streptophyta; Magnoliopsida; Poales; Poaceae
Product: transcriptional repressor ILP1
Exons: 2
Coding region: 133-3012 (959 amino acids)
Biological process (GO): spliceosomal complex disassembly; mRNA splicing, via spliceosome
Cellular component (GO): U2-type post-mRNA release spliceosomal complex; nucleus
Molecular function (GO): DNA binding
Source: RefSeq, a predicted model, not a curated record
CCUUCUUCGCUUUCACGCGGAUCUCCACACUCCGCACCGCCAUCCGUCUCGCCGGAACCCUAGCCGCCGCCCGUCGCCGCCGACAGAUUUUACCCUUUGGCGCCGCUCCGGCGAGGCGAGCGGGCAGGCGGGAUGAGCAGCCACCGGAAGAAUUUCCGCCGCCGCACGGACGACUCGGAGGACGCCAACGGGGACGACUCCAGCAACGCCAGGCCCGCGGCCACCAAGGCCCAACCCCGUCCCGCCCCCAAGCCCCGGUCGCCGAGACGUCAGGGCGCGAGCCGCCUUAGCUUCGCCGACGACGAGGAUGAAGAUGAUGCCGAGGAGGGCCCUUUAUCGCAGCGCCGUCGCCCGGCUGCUACGGUCCGGCAGGCCCGCACCGCCUCGCCAGCUGCGGCGACGCUCCACCGCCUUACACCAGCCAGGGAACGGCUGAGGAGCUCGCCCGCCGUUGCUGCGGCGGUUCCCGCGCCGAAGCCGUCCAACUUCCAGUCGCAUGCUGGCGAGUACACGCCAGAGCGCCUCCGUGAGCUCCAGAAGAACGCCCGCCCGCUACCUGGGAGCCUCAUGAGGGCACCACCACCUCCUCCUCCAUCCGCUGAAGCCCCACGGCAACGGUUGGCUGGAGCUGCCGCCAGUCCUGUUCCUGCGACAAACACCACUGCCGCCGCUGUUGCUGUAGAGCCCAUGGUAGUUCUCAAAGGUCUGGUGAAACCAAUGUCACAGGCUAGCAUUGGACCAAGGAAUCCAUUGCCCAAUGAGGAAAAAGAUGAGGAUGAGUCAGAGGAGGAGGAGGAGGAGGAGGAGGAGGAGGAAGGGCCAGUCAUACCUGACCGGGCAACAAUUGAAGCCAUCCGAGCAAAGCGGCAGCAGCUUCAACAGCCGAGGCAUGCGGCCCCGGAUUACAUCUCCCUUGAUGGUGGUGGUGUGCUCAGCAGCCGUGAUGCUGCUGCGGGUUCCAGCGAUGAGGAGGAUGAUGAGACUCGGGGCCGUAUUGCAAUGUAUGCUGAGAAGUCAGAUAGCCAGAGGAGCACAAAAGGUGUAUUUGCUGCGAUCAAUAAUAGGGGUCCUGCUGCUAGUUUGGGGGUUAUCAAUGAUAGUUUCAGGGAGGUUGAGGAUGAUAAAGAUGAUGAUGAGGAUGAGGAAGAGAGGAGAUGGGAGGAGGAACAGUUCAGGAAGGGGCUUGGUAGGAGGGUGGAUGAUGCUUCUGCUCAGAGAGCAGCGAAUGGUGGACCAGCUCCUGUACAGGUUCAACCGCAACCAUCUGGAUACUCAGUGGAUCCUCGUUACCAGCCUUCAUUUACUGGAGUUUUGCCUGGGGCAUCUGUUUUUGCAUCUGGGAGCACAGAGUUCCUGUCAAUCGCUCAACAGGCUGAUGUAGCAAGCAAAGCCCUGAAGGAUAACAUCAGAAAGCUUAAGGAGACCCACAAGACAACAGUGGAUGCUUUAGUCAAGACUGAUACACAUCUUAGUGAAGCUCUUUCAGAAAUUUCUAACCUUGAGAGCGGUUUGCAAGAUGCAGAAAAGAAGUUUGUGUACAUGCAGGAGCUCCGAAAUUACAUUUCUGUCAUGUGUGAUUUCUUGAAUGAUAAGGCAUUCUAUAUAGAGGAGUUGGAGGAGCAUAUGCAGAAACUGCACGAGAAUCGAGUGACUGCUGUCUCAGAGAGGAGGGCAGCUGAUCUAGCUGAUGAGUCAAGUAUUAUCGAAACCGCGGUGAAUGCAGCAGUAUCUGUUCUUAGCAAAGGAUCGAGCUCAGCCUACCUAUCUGCUGCAUCAAAUGCUGCACAAGCGGCGGCUGCUGCUGCUAAGGAAAGUUCAAACAUGCUGCCUGAGCUGGAUGAGUUUGGCAGAGAUAUUAAUAUGCAGAAGCGAAUGGAUCUUAAGCGCAGGGAAGAAGACAGGAGGCGAAGAAAAAUUCGAUCUGAAUCAAAAAGACUGCCAUCUACAGGGAAGAGUGCAAAUGAUGAGCAUAUCGAAGGAGAGCUAAGUACUGAUGAGAGUGACAGUGAGAGCAGUGCUUAUCUGUCCAGCCGUGAUGAGCUGCUUAAGACUGCUGAUCUUGUAUUCAGUGAUGCUGCCGAGGAAUACUCAAGCCUUAGGAUUGUUAAGGACAAGUUUGAAGGAUGGAAAACUCAGUAUCCUUUGGCUUACCGAGAUGCUCAUGUGGCUCUGAGUGCACCAUCUGUUUUCACCCCUUAUGUGAGGCUGGAGCUGUUGAAGUGGGAUCCUCUCCAUGAAACAACUGAUUUCUUUGACAUGGGAUGGCACAAGAUUCUUUUUGAUUAUGGUGUGCAAAACAAUGAAAGUGCCACUGACCCUAAUGAUGCAGACAUGAACCUCAUUCCAGUAUUAGUAGAGAAGGUGGCUCUUCCUAUUUUGCACCAGCGUAUUAUGCACUGCUGGGAUAUUUUAAGCACCCAAAGAACCAAAAAUGCUGUAGAUGCAGUUAACAUGGCUAUUAGCUAUUUACCAACUUCAAGCAAGGCAUUGCAUCAACUACUGGCCACAGUCAACAGUCGUCUGACUGAGGCCAUUGCUGACAUUUCAGUACCAGCUUGGGGAUCAAUGGUGACAAGGGUUGUUCCAGGUGCUUCGCAGUAUGCUGCACAUAGAUUUGGAGUUGCGGUGCGUCUUCUUAAAAAUGUGUGUUUGUGGAAGGAUAUCUUUGCAAAACCUGUUUUAGAGAAGCUUGCUUUGGAAGACCUAUUGAGGGGAAAGAUUCUUCCUCAUAUGAAGAGCAUCAUUUUAGAUGUCCAUGAUGCAAUUGCUAGGGCCGAGCGGAUAUCUGCAUCACUUUCAGGCGUAUGGUCUUCACCAAGCCAAAAGUUGCAGCCUUUCAUAGAUCUCGUGGUAGAACUAGGAAACAAGUUGGAGAGGCGACACAUGUCAGGCAUAAGUGAGGAAGAAACACGUGGGCUGGCUCGUCGUUUGAAAAACAUAUUGGUAGAACUGAAUGAAUAUGAUAAGGCUAGGGCUAUUUUGAAGACUUUCCAGCUCAGAGAAGCUCUUUAGCUCUUACUUGGCAUAGCACAAGAAUUCCAGUUUUGACUGUGAUACAGGUUCUGAAUCCUUUUGCUUUAGGGAAAUGUUGUAGCUUCAGUUUAUCUUGUACAUUAAAUGAUCAUGGGUACCUGGUUCAA